GUCGCUGGGCAGGCUGUCCGUUAUCCGGCAGUGUAUAAUGGGCCUCCGACGAGGGCAGUUAUGUGCUCUAUCUCUGCUGCUCAUUUCCUUUUCAUCUAUAGCAGAAAAUUCUGUGUCCAGAGUAAGAAGACAGGACUGUGGAACACAAAACUUCCAGUGCCAGAAUGGAGAAUGCAUAGAACACUUCAAAGUUUGUGAUGGAACUGCUGACUGUUCAGAUAAAUCUGAUGAAAAUAAAGUUACUUGCAGAUGGAGACGUUGCUACUCUGAUGCCUUCUUCCGCUGUGCAUAUGGUGCCUGUGUUGAUGUGAAUGCAGCUUGUGAUGGUACCAUCCAGUGUGAAGGUGAUGGCUCAGAUGAAGCCCCUGAGCUGUGUGGAACAUCUCCAGCCCCCAAGUGCACACUUCCACUCAAACACAAAAAUGGUGGCUACAAAGUGCUUGGCUGUUACUCCCAAUUUUGUGGGUUUGCACCAGGAGCACAAGUACCUUCUGGCACACAGCUGGAAUUCUUCUGUGAUGAAGGAUAUCAUAUAAGUGGGCCCAAUGAUUCCUAUUGCCUCGAUGAGGCCUUUACUCCGCCACCACCAGUUUGUGAGAAGAAUGGGGAAUAUUCUACCUCCAGCACAUUAAAUUAUGGUAUCGUCUAA
Schistocerca piceifrons (Central American locust) is the source of this 649-nucleotide messenger RNA. Its product is annotated as modular serine protease-like. Gene Ontology annotation, molecular function: protein binding. Gene Ontology annotation, cellular component: plasma membrane. The transcript is spliced from 4 exons. Bases 38 to 649 code for a protein of 203 amino acids. NCBI's taxonomy places the organism in Eukaryota, Metazoa, Arthropoda, Insecta, Orthoptera, Acrididae. The record is from RefSeq and is a predicted model, not a curated record.